CAUUUCAUACUACCCCCCCCCCUCCACGCUCCCCCAAAACACAGCAUGAUUUUUGCUAACACAAGUGAAGGGGAGUGAAGGGGCUUGGGGGCGUGGCUAUAAAAUGACUGACAGGAGGCCCAUCUAAACUAUUCCGGUCCGUAAUGAAGUGUAUUUGAAGUUUUUCACUUGAAUUGUCUUGGUUGCUAUAUCCAAUUAACCUCCCCACCCCCUCCCCUCCCCUUUGUAAAGAAGGCCAGUGAAAUAGUAAUAGUAAAUAGCAACACUGCUAAUUCCAUGUCCAGUUUCAUUCGUUCAUGAAUAAUAAAAUACUCCAUCUGGAACAGCACUGCCAGUGUUUAUCCUGGUGUUAUCACAUUUCGUGGGGUUUUUUCCCCCCAAAAAACACAGCAUGAGCAAGUGAAGGGCAGUGAAGGGGUUUGGGGCGUGGCUAUAAAAUGACUGACAGGAGGCCCAUCUUAAACAUUUCCGGUUUGUAAAACUGGUGCUGAGGCCAUGGUUUAAACAAUGACCAUGUUAUCAUUUUCUGUAUUUUGUUAUUCUUCAGAUUUUUUUUUACAGAAAUAAGAAUAGUAAAGAAGUCGUGUAUUGCACCUUUAAAAAGAGUGAGCCCAGCAUUUUGUAAAAAAACAAAAACAAAACAAAAACAAACAAAAAACCCCAAAACCACUUCCUAUACUGAAAUGUGCAAGUCUGACUCUAUGAAAGGACAAAAUCACCAUUUCCAUACUCUUAAUUUUCAUGUCAAAUAAGCUAGGCUCCAUUGUACUGCGGUGGUCAAAGUCAUUUGACUCUUUAUCUGGAUCGUAAUCUGUACAUCAAAUGCAAAACAUCCUGCGCGCGCGCGUGUGGUUGUGUGUAUGUUCGUGUGUGUGUGUGUGUGCAGCGCGCGAGGCACCAGAACAUCAGUGAGAACACACGCGGAAAUGAACUAAUGCUCGAGAGAUACCUCUCGAGCGAACACUGCUCUUUCCCAACGGGAGAAACCGGUUGUUUUUACUCUAUUCUUCUGGCAGAAAUGAGAGAAAAGUCAGCAAAAAAAAACAGGACCCAGGACAUGUGGACCAGGAUAACCCGCUGAACUAAAAACCAAGCUGGAGCAUCCUGAGCUUCUGACGGUUUUAUUUGAGAGGAUCGCGAGUUUUUAUUCUCAGGACGUGUAGGGCUCGAGUGCUCUAGCACGCGCGCGCGCGCGCACACACACAGACAGACACAGAGAGAGGUGUGUAUAUACAGAGACAAGGUCCAGGAGCUGUCACUGAGGAAGGAGAGAACCGACUGAAGCGAUGGAAACCAGAGUGUGAUCUGAUGGACUGGACUUGUAACAGCAGCUGGUGUGACGCUCACUGACUAAAGACUUCUUCAAGAUGAGAUGUCACUUGAAAAAACUUGUACAGACACUCGUUGGUCUGCUCAUCCUCACCUGCUUGUAUAUCUCCAUGAGGAGAGGACAAGAGACAGAACAAGAAACAGAACCCGUGGACAUCGCCAGGCUUAUUGGGAACUACAGCAGUGAAAAAUGCUCUCCGGAACUUCAACAAAAUACCCUGUGUCUCAGAGCUUCGGUUCGAGUGUUAGCAGGAGAUAUUCCGCCUCGGCAAAGGUUCCUCACCGUGGGUCUCUCUUCUGUGAAGAGGAAGAAAGAGAAUUAUCUUCUCCAAACCCUUCACUCCAUUUUCAAUCAGUCGUCAGAGGAGGAGCUUGCUGAGAUGGUGGUUGUGGUUCUUCUGGCUGAUUUUGACCUGAGAUGGGUUCAGCAAAUGCUAACCAGCAUUAUCAAGCUUUUUCCGAAAAGACUGAUCCAGGGUCAGCUUCUGGUAAUCCACGCCGACGAAGAAAAGUACCCUCCUCUGACAGGCCUGAAGAGGAACUUUAACGAUGCUCCGGAUCGCGUGACGUUCCGCUCCAAGCAGAACAUAGACUACGCCUUCCUGGUGGACUUCAGUGCCACGCUUUCCAAGUAUUAUCUCAUGCUGGAGGAUGACGUGAGCUGCUCUAAAGGAUUUUUGUCCUCCAUUCGAGGUUACAUUCGUUCAAAAGGAUCUUCCCCAUGGGUGACACUCGAGUUUUCCAAACUGGGAUAUAUCGGGAAACUGUACAGCUCCAAAGAGCUCCCUCGUCUGGCCCACUUCCUCUUUUUGUUUUACCAGGAAAUGCCUUGUGACUUUUUACUUUCACAUUUCCGCACUUUGCUAACUCAGGACAAGGUCAUCCGCUUUCGACCUUCCCUCUUCCAGCACAUGGGAACGUAUUCCUCUUUUCAGGGAACAUACAAUCGCCUCAAAGAUGAUGACUUCCACGAUAAUCCCGCUGAUAACCCCCCAGCCACUGUUUACACUGACAUUGGAAUUUUUGAAAACUACAAUCCAGACGAAGCUUACAGUCAAGGAGGGAGCUAUUUCUGGGGCAAGACCCCCAUAAAUGUAGGGAACUUCUUUCUCGUGGCUUUCGAGACACCGGUAAUCCUCUCGCGUAUCGUGAUUCAGACAGGGCUGAAAGGGAAUGACAUUCUUCAAUCUGCUGACGUGGAGCUCGGCGAAAAUGUGGUGGAAGCAACAGAUGGAGUGAAAUGCACAGAAAUUCACAAUUUAGGAGUCCUAAACAAGGGAUAUUUUGAGUUUGAAAACAUUCACCAGACAGUGAACAGAUCGGUAUCGUGUUUAAAUAUCAGAGUAGCUGCGAGUCAGUCAAAUUGGGUGAUCAUAAAAAACAUCCAGGUGUGGUUAAGGAAGUGAUGUAGGAUAUAUAUAUGACCCUAAAAUAAGAUCGAUUGCAUCAUUCCAUGAAUGCGGAAACGGAUGUGAUUCAACCAGGACCAAAUAUGUGCCUUUUGUGUUGGGGAGUUUUUCCAAAAUAUCCUAAGUAUCUAAUGAAAGUAGAUUUACAACUUGAUGGGACCCAAUUUUACUUAUAAGCUAUAAAAAGAAAUGAUAAAUCUAGCACCGCAUUGGGCAGACGUUGUAGAGGGAAGGGAAUUUGUUAAAAUGGUGGCCGUGGGGUAAACUUUAGAAUUUGAUGGAGGCGAGAAUGAACCAUGGCUCCUGUCAGCCCACAUUAUUGGUGAUGGGAAUAAAAAGAAUUUCUACUAUAGCUCUAGUCCGUUUCACUGAGGUAAACGAUCGCGAAGUUACUCCGCCUGUCUGCUCCCUUUGUUAAAACGUAAAGCUGUCAAAACAAUGAGUCGUUCUCGAGUUUCCCAGAAAGGGAACGAACGAUACAUAGAAAAAGAACGAUACAUGAUUGAUUCUUCGCCAACCUCCCCCACCCUCCCACAAGGUGACUACCCUGACGCAUAUUAUAUUACGCUGUUGAUACGGACUGUGUUUACACAAGAGAGACCGUGAAAUAUUAUCAUAGUUUGGACGUUUAAGGCUAUUUUCUUAUUGCAAAGGUGGGAAAUAUUUGUUCUUAUAAUGGAGUUUGUGUUGUGUUUGGUGAAAUGACCACUGGUGCAGUCAAACUGUACUCAGCAUGGUUUAUUGCUGAGAAUGAAGGGGAAAGUUAAGAUAAAGCGUCUACUCCAGAUUUUGGAGUUGGUGUGUAUCCGUCAAUCAUCGGGUCAAGUGUUUCGCUCUGGUUUGUCUUUUGGAAACACUUUAAUAUCUAAAUGAAAGAUUGUUCCUAGUCCGAGGGAACUUCCAUCAACUUAACAACACGGUGCUCAAAAUGAAUGAGGUAUAUUCUGUCAUUAAAUCAAGCUGCUGGUCACAUAAAACGAGGUGUAUACCAUAUGGUUCUUCGGUCGUGUGUUCAGAUAUGUUCUAGGAACACCGACGUCGCUUUCUGCACCCGUGGAUGUUCAUUUGAACAUGUUUUAUACACAAAACAAACGGGUUCACUUAAAAAGCCAGAGUAUUUCGAAGAAGGGACCAGUGAAAUGGAUGACACGCAUUUAAAAGUCAAUGCAAUUGGCAACAAAAGGUUAAGAUGGUAAAUGGUCUGCACUUAUAUAGCGCUUUAUUAACCUUAGCGGUUACAAAGCGCUUUACACUGGUUCUCAUUCAAACAUUCACUCACACACCAAUGGUAGCAGAGCUGCCGUGAAAGGUGCUAGCUUGCUAUCAGGAGCGACUUGGGGUUCAGUGUCAUGCUGGCUGGGAAUCGAACCACCAACCCUACGAUUAGUGGACAACCCGCUCCACCACCUGAGCCACAGCCGCCCCUAGAAACCCCUAGAGGCCCCAAGAAGCAAGUAGAAGUAGAAAGUUUUUGUUAUACCAGGACAAGACACAGAACCUAACAGGAUAUUGGUACUUUUAAGGGAAAUUAUCGAGCAUCUUUCUCAACUCCCCAAGCCAAAAAGUAUCAGAGGCACUGCCAGGAACGAGAGUUUGUGUUUCUAACUUUGACAGGUGGAAUGUAGAGAUUGCAGGAGAGAUGUCUUCUCAGGGUUCAAUGCUGUUUAUAACACGGGAGUUUACUUAAGUCAUAUGCCUUAGCCUACUGGACAGAAUCUACACUGGACAGAAUCUACACUGGACAGAAUCUACACUGGACAGUAUCUACACUGGACAGUAUCUACACUAUGCAGGUCUCUUAAGAUUGUUGCAGAACUCUGGGGAUAUACUUUUACGUUUGACACUUUUACACUCAUUUUUACAUUUCGACUCAUUUCAAGUUCUACGUUUUCUCGUUCUAUUGUCAGAUAAUCUUGCUAAUUUCUUUCAAGAAAGCAGCAAAACCAUCUGCCAGUAGAACAAGAACAUAUAGAGCUUGAAAUGAGUCAAACGACCUCUAGAAGUAGGUUUAAUAAUCUUAUAUUUGGUUAAUUGUAAUCUUAUAAUAGGAAAUACAAGAUCGAAUCUGAUUAUAUUCGAGAUGUUUUCCUUACCAAGAUACCAGUUUUUGCACUGUACUGUAUAUGCAUACCUGAAACCACAAUAAAUUCUCUACACAGUAGCUCUAUGGAAAAGCUUUGGUUUUGCCCAUGGUGCGUUUCUGAAAACUGGUUGAACUACUGUGAGAGGUUGUGUAUUUUUGCAUUCACUGCUGUUCAAGGGAAACGGCACGGCAAGAUGACGUUGUCGAAGGUUUUCCAGUCAAACGGAGAGACAAACCUAGCGAUGACAUUGUUUAUUCUAAACACCACUUUUCCUUUCUAUUUUGUCUACUCAGCAUCCAUACACUCUCAGAAAAUAAGGGUACUUAAACGCUCCUUUCCUAGUCUCUAGUGUGCUUCCCUCAAGCGUACCUUGAGUAUGGAUCUUUUACCUAGAACUGAGCAUGUAGUGUACCUUUAAAUCUUUACCCUAAAAACUAAUUGGUGUAUUUUAAAUCAUUUUUAAUGAGGUAGGUACACUACUGUAUGUCCAUGUUUCCAGGUGCAAGAUGUACGAUUGAUAGUUCCACCCCAAUGACGAGGAACGGUACUGUUUUUCCUGAGAGUGUUGUUGAAACAGUGUUCGAGAGGACCAAAACACUGAGACUGAACUUGGACAGGGUUCAGAAAUGUAUUUCAAUGCCUCCGAGUACUUCUUGAUCUUCUCUUCUCUUCACACAGUCACAGGAUGUGUUCCAAACCACAAAUUACUGUUGUGUCAAAAUGUGUGUGUGUGUGUUUGGGGGGUGCGAGGCGCCUCUGACACAAAUCUCAUUUUACUGUACAAGCUAACACCACAUUCAGUUACCAUAAUUGGUGUACAGUUACAAAGAGGUAAACUAUGUCUCUAGAGGUUUGUUCUGCGUGACCUUGGAUUAACAGAUUUAUUGAACACGCUGAGCCUUAGGAAAGCUAAUGGCUGAGUAAACAGCUCAGGUGUCCAUGGUAACACACAAGGUGAUAGCGCACAGCAGGUGUUUUGUUCCUCCAGGUGUUUGUCGGAGAGCUCAGCUUGUAAACACACACACACACACACAGUAUACCUGCUGCUCUCUUGUGGGAAGACCUGACAAUGUUUGAUUUGCGGUGCCAAGGAGAUAUUAGUGACGUAGUCCAAGGAUCUUGUGACUUAUUUUUGAAAAAUAAGUUGUGUCUCUAGGGAAGCCUUAAAGGUCCUAUCUAGUACCCUUCAAUAAUGUUUUGUGUUUUUGUAGUCAUCAGACUACUAUUUUUGGAGAGUAAGGACUCAUUAUUAGCUAAUGAGCCCUUAAAAAACAAUCGAAGAACCCCAUUUCUAUAGGUGUCUGGAUAAAGAGGGCAUGCAGAGGGCAAGAGGGCACACAGGGACUAAUAUAUACACACACACACCAUAACACCAUUUCCUGUCAUGUUCUGGUGUGCCUAUCAUCCAUUAACCAUUGUCUUAUCUUAUCAAUUAAAGCCGCAUUUCCACCGAAAUUACCUGGAACAAUUAGUCCCAGGAACUUUCUUCUAGCUACCAUUUGCUUCCUCCAGACCUUCAUUGUCUGUGUUUCCAUCGCGGUCUAAAGUAAUGUGAAGAUUAGAUAAAUUAGUCAGGUGACGUACAGUAUGACUGCACGACAGGCCCUUGGCGAGGAUAUGAAGCCUCGAAGUAUGCUACAAUCAAACUGAUUAUUGACACAAAGUAAGCUGAUUUUAAUGAUGAAAUGAUGUAAAAUGUUUGCUCGGCUUAUAAGAACACGUAGCAGGCUCUGAUUGGAACAAAAAAAAACCUUUGAAUAGUAACAAAAGCGUUUGCUGUAAAUAAACCGGUGGUCUAAUGGUUAGGAUUGGGCGUGGUCAUUGGUGCGGCCCGGGUUAGAUUCCCGGUCACGGGAAUCAAGGUUCGUGUUUUAAAACUGUAAAAAAACGGACAGUCUAUUUUCUGAAAUCUGAUAACGACACUGCAACAACAACAACAAGCAUGGAGGAGAUUCGUUGUGUUGAUUCGAAUCGCAAUAAACGAUUGUUAAUGUACGCAGCGCAACAGACUUUUAAAAAAUGGUUGAAAAAAAAUGCUGCGUGAACUCAACCAAUCAGCAUGUUCAGCGCCCAAGUCCCACCCCCCAAAGGUCCUGAACUUUGAAAAAAGAACCACUUACCUAGAAGGGACUUCCUGAGGGGGAAAUAUUUUACCGGAACUUACAUUACACCCUGGUCCCUGCAGUGGAAACACACCAAGUACCUUGAAAAAGUCCCUAGUUCCUGCGGAAAGUUCCUGCGGUGGAAACGUGGUUUAAGUCAUUGUUCACAAAACCAAAAUCUGUAAAUGAUCCACUUCAGAUAACAGUGAACAUGUAAAUAUUGUCCAGAUUUGAUCUAUUCUUAUUAUUGCAAUGAAUUAGUAUUACAGAAUUAGUUAAGUAUCACAGUAUUAUAAAACAUAUAAAGAUGUACAUUUUAUUCAAACCCACCAGCCUGACAGCUGUAUUUUAAAGCAGUGGCUUUUAUUUAGCAUUAUUAUGAAUUAAACCUUCAGCAUGGAGCUGCUAGGUCUGUUGGAUGAGUUAUGAUGAGUUACUGAGUGCUGCAUGUCAUUACUGUUACCAUGGUAUUAAUAAUACUAUCUUGGGGUAAUGUAAAUACAUGUAAAUCAUUGGAGUCCAGCCACAGGACAAAAUGCGGCUUGCCGACAGAUGUAAACUGAUAGGAGGCCCGUCAACCAACACGGUACUAUUUUUCCUUUCACCUGACUAGGGUGCCUAGCAGACUGUGCUAACACCGUUAGCUAAAAUGUGAGAGCCUACACCUGCAAAUAUAUUUACAGAAUGCUGUUUAGUCCUGUCUACAGACAAAAAGCGCAAAGAUAGCAGUGCAAUUUCCAUAGAGCUGAGUGAAUGACAGUGUGCUCUCGAGCUGGCAUGGAUGCCACGAGUUUGUGCAAAAGCUUACGAUCCAUUCUAGGUCAAAUCCAUCGGAGUGUCGUCUGAACACCUGCUUCAAUCGAACUGAUUAGUCUCAUUUGACACUGCUGUCUCAUUUGUUUAUGGAGACUUUGGGUGUGUGUGUGUUUGGGGGAUCGUGAGAGUAAGCAGAACAUGCCAAUGCUUUGAAGGAUGCGAACUGGAACAGAGUAAUGUUAUUUAAUUGCGAAUCUGUUUUUAGAGGAUUUAAACCUAACAUGGUGAACAAGUUAUAUGAUAGAAUUCAGGCGAUUUUACUGGGGUUAUCUCAUACAGUGUAGCAAGUAAUAAUCUGGAAAGACCUUUGUAAUAGUCUAAAACUUAGACUUUGUAAAAGUCUAAAACUGGAUUUAAAGAGGAGCAAGUUAGUAAAUGAAUCACAUGUAAAUGAAUCAUACGGAAAUGAAUCACAUGAAAAUGAAUCACAUGUAAAUGAAUCACAUGAAUAUGAAUCACAUGAAAAUGAAUCACAUGUAAAUGAAUCAUAUGAAAAUGAAUAAAUAAAUUAAAGACAAGAGUAAAAUUUUAAAAAAACCAAAAACAACUGAUUAGACAUGAAGAACGUCUGACCUUUUGUACAUAGCAGUUACCACGGUCAAUAUCACACAUAUGCUUGUAUUUGAGUAGGAACCUAGAAACAGUGCAGAAUCUUCAAUAUUAAAUAUUUGAGACAUCGAACAUCCACUUUCUUUGUUUUAUGGGUUUCAAAAUUCUAAAACCUUCUGUUUAUUUACAAUUUUAUACCGAUCAGCCAUAACAUUAAAACCACUGACAGGUAACGUGAA
Messenger RNA from Ictalurus furcatus (blue catfish), 8528 nucleotides. RefSeq names its product alpha-1,3-mannosyl-glycoprotein 4-beta-N-acetylglucosaminyltransferase C. The transcript is spliced from 5 exons. Gene Ontology annotation, molecular function: acetylglucosaminyltransferase activity. NCBI's taxonomy places the organism in Eukaryota, Metazoa, Chordata, Actinopteri, Siluriformes, Ictaluridae. Gene Ontology annotation, biological process: protein N-linked glycosylation. The coding region runs from base 1368 to 2735 and encodes 455 amino acids. The record is from RefSeq and is a predicted model, not a curated record.